AUGAAGCUCGCCAACCAAGACGCCGCAAACGACGACAAUAGCAAAAACCUCCCUACAUGUACACUUCCGCUGCCUCACCCGGACGGCGGCUUCCGCGCCUGGGCCCAGGUCGCCGUCGCCCACCUCGGCUCCUUCAAUGGCUGGGGGUACAUGACCUCGUUCGGCCUCUUCCAGUCGUACUACACCGACACCCUCCUUUCUGGCACCGCUUCAUCGUCGAUAAGCUGGAUCGGCUCGCUUCAGAUCUUCCUCGCCUUUGCCAUCGGCAGCGUGUCUGGCCGCGCGCUGGACAUGGGCUACCUCCGGCCGGCUGUCGUCGCGGGCAGCACCUUGCAGAUCCUGGCCAUCAUGACGGCGUCAGUGUCGAGCACGUAUUGGCAGUUGUUGUUGACACAGGGGCUGUGCAAGGGGCUGGGGGACGGGCUGGUCUUUUGUCCUACGGUCGCCAACGUGCCCACGUAUUUCUCUAAGCGGCGGGCUGUGGCCAUGGCGAUCGCGGCAAGCGGGACCUCGACGGGAGGCGUCGUAUUCCCGCUGAUUGCGCAGCAGCUCAUGCCACGGAUCGGGUACGGCUGGACGGUCAGGGUCAUGGGGUUUAUUGUGCUGUUCAACGCGGCGGUCAUGCUGGCGCUGGUGAAGCCACGGUUCACACCCCUGGAGAGGAAGAAGAAUAACAGCAACGUGACGUUUGCCGGGUUCUUUGAGUGGUCCGCCUUCCGCGAGCCGCCGUACACGCUUUUCUGCGCGGGCAUGUUUGCUGUGUGGCUUGCUCUGUACUUUGCGUUUUACUAUGUCAGCAAGUACGGCAAGGACUACAUCGCCGUGGACACAUCAACAUCUCUCACACUGCUCCUCGCCAUGAACGCCAUCGGCGCGCUGAGCAGAGUGAUCUUCGGCUUCAUCGCAGACAAGUUCCUCGGGCUUCUACACACACUGAUCCUCGCGGUCCUCUGCACGAGCGUCAUGUUCUACAGCUGGAUCGCCGUGCGCGACCUGCCUGGCUUAUUCGUGUUCAGCUGCCUGUACGGAUCCUUCGCAGCCGCGGUCCAGGCCUUAUUCCCCGCGAGCUGCGCGAGUCUGACCAAGGACGUGGGCAAGAUGGGCGCCAGGACGGGCAUGGCGUUCGCGGUGGUCUCGAUCGCGAAGCUGACGGGCCCGCCGCUGGGAGGGGCUCUUGUGCAGGCCAUGGAGGCGCUUGGCGGGGGAUAUCUAUAUGCGCAGGUCUUUGGGGGCAGUGUGCUCGCUAUUGGGGCUGGCCUGUUGGUGAUGUCGAGUUGGUACCGUCAGAAGGGGGAGAGGAGGCGAAGCAGAGGCAGGGUUCAACGUGAAUGUCCGCCACCUAACCUAACUUGA
Emericellopsis atlantica is the source of this 1353-nucleotide messenger RNA. RefSeq names its product major facilitator superfamily domain-containing protein. Gene Ontology annotation, biological process: transmembrane transport. The transcript has 3 exons. Gene Ontology annotation, cellular component: fungal-type vacuole membrane. Gene Ontology annotation, molecular function: transmembrane transporter activity. Bases 1 to 1353 code for a protein of 450 amino acids. The record is from RefSeq and is a predicted model, not a curated record. NCBI's taxonomy places the organism in Eukaryota, Fungi, Ascomycota, Sordariomycetes, Hypocreales, Bionectriaceae.